AUGAAGUAUAAAGGCAAGGGGAACAUAAGGGAGUACAUUAUGGAGAUGUCUAAUCUCGCAUCAAAACUCAAGUCACUAAAGUUAGAGCUGUCUGAAGAUUUGCUCGUACACUUGGUUUUGAUCUCUCUCCCUGUACACUUUGGGCAAUUCAAAGUGAGCUAUAACACUCAGAAAGACAAGUGGUCUCUCAAUGAGCUUAUAUCUCACUGUGUGCAAGAGGAAGAGAGGCAAGCGCGGGAUAGGACUGAGAGUGCUCACUUAGCAUCAAGUUCUCAAAACAAAAUCAAGAAGAGAGCUAGGGAUGUUGCAGAAAAGUCUUCUCAGCAAAAGAAACCAAAGAUGCAAACUGAGGAGUUUCCUUGCUACUUCUGUAAGAAGACUGGGCACAUGAAGAAGGAGUGUCCCAAGUAUGCCGUUUGGCGUGAAAAGAAGGGUGAGCUUCUUACUUUAGUUUGUUCUGAAGUUAAUUCAGCUUUUGUGCCUAUGGAUACUUGGUGGGUGGAUUCUAGUGCUACCACUCACAUAAGUGUAUCUUUGUAG
Messenger RNA from Linum trigynum, 540 nucleotides. The record is from the annotation of a GenBank genome assembly. NCBI's taxonomy places the organism in Eukaryota, Viridiplantae, Streptophyta, Magnoliopsida, Malpighiales, Linaceae.